This is a messenger RNA of Chelonoidis abingdonii (Abingdon island giant tortoise), 1900 nucleotides long. Its product is annotated as carbonic anhydrase 4-like. Gene Ontology annotation, cellular component: plasma membrane. Gene Ontology annotation, molecular function: carbonate dehydratase activity; zinc ion binding. NCBI's taxonomy places the organism in Eukaryota, Metazoa, Chordata, Testudines, Testudinidae. The record is from RefSeq and is a predicted model, not a curated record.
GUGACAUCAGGAGACAUGAAUUCCACCUGCGUCCAGCACCUCAUUGUCCUGGGGGCGCUGCUGGGAUCCGGCUACACCAGUACCGAUAUGGCAGAUACCUGGUGCUAUGAAGACCCAAAAUGCGGUCCAGAGACAUGGGCAGCUCUGGGACACUGUAGCGGCACCAGGCAGUCCCCAAUCAACAUCAUCACCCCUGCGGCUGUCCACAAUCCCCACCUGGGGGCUGUGUCCCUCGCUGGCUAUGAGGAUGCCGGGAAGCUUAUCUCCAUGGAAAACACGGGGAAGACAGUGUAUGUGCAUUUAGCGGAUGGGCUCCAUCUCAGCGCCCAGGGGCUCCCAGCUAUCUACACAGCCAAAUCCUUCCACUUGCACUGGGGCCAGGGGGCAGCCCGGCCUGGCUCGGAGCAUUUCAUCAAUUACAAAGGGUUCUCCAUGGAGCUCCACAUUGUUCAUACCAAGAACAACCUGAGCAUGGAUGACGCCCUCAAGGAUCCCGAGGGAAUUGCUGUGCUGGCCUUCUUCCUCCAGGCAACAGCCCACGCACACCCCUCCCACUCCUGGGAUUCCUUCACCCAGCACUUGAAGAAGGUGGCUCUGAAGGGGGAGGAUAAGGAUCUGGACGGCUCCUUCUCCCUGCGGGGGCUCCUGGGCUCGGUGGACCUAGCCCGCUAUUACCGCUACCAGGGUUCCCUCACCACCCCCAACUGUGAUGAAGUCGUGGUCUGGACUGUCUUCCCCGACCCCAUCCUGGUGCCUCCUGGCGUGGUGGCUGCGUUCUCCUCCAUCCUCAACUCCACAGACUCACAUGCUGGGCCCCGGCUGCAGAACAACUAUCGGCCUCUGCAAAGCCUUGGGGAUCGCCAAGUGCAGGCCUCCGCAUCCCUCCGAGUCGCCCCCAGCUCCUCUUCCGCCCUGCGGCCUGCAGCCUUGAUCCUUCUACUCAUCAGUAUCGCAGCAAUCACCUGGCACCUAUAAGGGGACAGAACCAGACACCGAGAGGCUAGACUUUGGCAGGGGAAGUGCUGGGAGCCAGGACUCCUGGGUUCUAUUCCUGGUUCAGCCACAGACUCCCAUUGUGACCGUUAUCAAGAGCCUUCCCAGCUCUGGGCCUCAGUUUCCCCAUCUAUAAACUAGGGAUAGGUUUUGCUCUGCAGUCCUGAAGACAGCAUUGAUCACAGUCCUCUUUGAGACUGGGAGGGAAUGUAUCUGUCAGCUAAUAUUGCUUAGGAGGAUUGAAUCACAAGUCCCCCACUGCUUGGAGUUUGGACUGAGUGGGCAGAGGGGGCAUGACGUUGCACUCCAUGUACUUUAUAAAAGUACGCUUAUAAAUGUAAAUAUAAUGUAACUGGAAUAUGCUUUAUGCAAAAGGUCUUUUGUAAGUUAUCAUUCCAAUGUUAUAACCUACUAAAUAUAUUCCUCCUAUUUGUAUGUAUGUAUCAUUCUUGUAUGAAGUAUAACUCUGGCGUCCUAUUGUAAUUAUGAAAAGUGUGGGCCAUAAUCCUGGAAUCCAUGUUAUAUCUGAUACUUUUCCAUUUACAAGGAGGGGUGGGGACCCAGAGAGACAAAAGUUUCCCGCCUUGUGCCAAAGCUAUAAAAGGGGGUGAAACAGGACAAAGAAGGCCAGUUAUGAGAAUAUCCCUCUUUACCACCUAGGGCUGCCAGUCAUGUGAGAGCCCCUGUUUUCCCUGGAACUAACAAGGACUGUGCUGGGGAAAGGGUUGGGCCUGGACUAGGAAGGAGUCUAGUCUGUGAAAGAAGCUUAUUGUAACAUCUCUGAGGGUGAGAUGUAAUCAGUUUCUUAAAGCAUUAGGCUUAUAUUUGGGUGUGUUUGCUUUAUUUUGUUGACGUACAUUGUUCUGCCUGUUAUUAUGAAACGCCAUAAAUCCUACCUUUUAUACUU